CAGAGUCACAGGUACAGUUGUUAUGGGUUUAAGAAUGGAUGGUCAACAGCAUGGAGUAAUGAAGUGACUCUCUCAGUGAUAGAGAGACCAAAAGCUGUUGUGACUCUGCAGCCUGAUGGAGAAAUAUUCAGUGGAGAGAAAGUCACUUUCACAUGUGAAAUACGAGGACAUGCAGACACUGUGGAUGGGAAAUGGAUGUACAGCUGGUAUAAAGAUGGUGUCCAACUUUUUGCCCCUGUUGAAAACAGAGAAUAUUCAUUUACUGCUGUAGAGUCUUUCAGUGGUAAAUAUACCUGCAGUGGACAGAGAAAAAGUGACUCACAGACUUCAGAGACCAGCACUGCUGUUGCACUCACUGUGUCAGAAAAACCUAAACCUAAACUCACAUCAAACCAUGAAGGAGAUGUACUGACAGGAAACUCAAUGACUCUGUCCUGUACACUGAAGCUACAGUCUGCUGGAUGGAAGUUUUACUGGACCAAACCCACACAGAGCUCUGAGACUGAGACUGAAACAGACUCCUACAUCAUCAGUUCAGUUAGUGUCUCUGAUGGAGGUCAGUACAGGUGCAGAGCUGGAAGAGGAAACCCAGUCUACUCCUCAGACUACAGUGAUGCACUCUGGAUAAAUGUUACUGAGAGUCCUAAAGCUGUGGUGACCAUAAAGCCUGACAAACGUGUGUUCAAAGGGGAGUCUGUAACUCUCAGGUGUGAAAUACAGGGAGGAGGAGACACUGAGUGGACAUACAGCUGGUAUAAAAAUGAUUACGAACUCUACCGAGAAAACAAAACACAGGAGUUCAGCCUCAGCUCAGUUAGAAAUAAAGACAGUGGUAACUACACCUGCAGAGGGAGGAGAAGCAGUGACACUCAGACCUCAGAGAUCAGUGAUGCUGUUACUCUCACUAUAUCAGAUGUAGCAGAGGCAGUAGUGAGUGUGUCUCCAUUGAGCUGGCUGACUGAAGGAGAUUCAGUGACUCUAAGCUGUGAGGUUAAACACUCCUCUACAGCCUGGACAUUCAGCUGGUACUCAUAUGUUCUGUACAGAGACAGUCAGGGUUCCAUCAGGUACAAUAGAGAACUCCUCUCAGACAACAGCAGAGGAUCUGGAGGCUCCUACACUCUCAGUCCUGUUACUCUGAAUCACACAGGAGUUUAUGUGUGCAGAGCAGAGAGAGGAGUCUUUCACACACCUUACAGCAAACUACAGCCACUGUGGAUCACUGGUGAAUCUCCUCCAGUGUCUCUGAUCAUCAGUCCGAGCAGAACUCAACACUUUACUGCUGACUCUCUCUCAAUGAGCUGUGAGGACCAGAGUGACUCUACUGGAUGGACAGUGAGAAGAUACAAAUACAUUGAGGAAUUGGUCACUUGUUCAUCAGUUUCAGGAUCUACAUGUAACAUCAGCUCCCUCUCUACAUCACACACUGGAGUUUACUGGUGUCAGUCUGAAUCUGGAGGACGCAGUAAUCCUAUCAACAUCACAGUGCACUAUGGUACUGUGAUCCUGGACAGUCCUGUCCAUCCUGUGACUGAGGGACAUCCUCUGACUUUACACUGUUUAUCUCGCAGCAAAAAGAUCCCAGGCUCUGGUGUUGAUUUCUAUAAAGAUGAUUCCAUCCUCCAGAACCAGACUACAGGAGAGAUGACCAUCAGUAGUGUCUCAAAGUCAGAUGAAGGUUUCUACCACUGUAAACACCCAGAGAGAGGAGAGUCACUGAAAAGCUGGGUUUCAGUCAGAUUGCAAAUGUUUAUUUCACUUAUCCAGGUUGGAAAAGCUCAAGAGAGACCAAAAGCUGUUGUGACUCUGCAGCCUGAUGGAGAGAGAUUCAGUGGAGAGAAAGUCACUUUCACAUGUGAAAUACGAGGACAUGCAGACACUGUGGAUGGGAAAUGGAUGUACAACUGGUAUAAAGAUGGUGUCCAACUUUUUGCCCCUGUUGAAAACAGAGAAUAUUCAUUUACUGCUGUAGAGUCUUUCAGUGGUAAAUAUACCUGCAGUGGACAGAGAAAAAGUGACUCACAGACUUCAGAGACCAGCACUGCUGUUACACUCACUGUGUCAGGAAAAUCUCCUCCAGUUUCUCUGAUCAUCAGUCCGAGUAGAACUCAACACUUUACUGAUGACUCUCUCUCACUGAGCUGUGAGGACCAGAGUAACUCUACUGGAUGGACAGUGAGAAGAUACAGAUACAGUGAGGAAUUGUUCAAUUGUUCAUCAGUGUCAGGAUCUACAUGUAACAUCAGCUCCCUCUCUACAUCACACACUGGAGUUUACUGGUGUCAGUCUGAAUCUGGAGGACGCAGUAAUCCUGUCAACAUCACAGUGUACAAUGGUGCUGUGAUCCUGGACAGUCCUGUCCAUCCUGUGACUGAGGGACAUCCUCUGACUUUACGCUGUUUAUCUCACAGCAAAAUGAUCCCAGACUCUGGUGUUGAUUUCUAUAAAGAUGAUUCCAUCCUCCAGUCCCAGACUACAGGAGAGAUGACCAUCAGUAGUGUCUCAAAGUCAGAUGAAGGUUUCUACCACUGUAAACACCCAGAGAGAGGAGAGUCACUGAAAAGCUGGGUUUCAGUCAGAGUUGCUUCAAGUUCAGUGCUCAGACUGAUCAGUAGUCUAGUGACGGUUUCUGUGUAUCUGCUGCUGACCAUCGUUGUGGCAGUGAAAUGUUUCAGAGCUCGAGUUCAGAUGGAUGAAGACAACACCCAGAAUGCUGUUAUAGAGGAGCAAACAAAAAAAAAAUCAGAUUUUGUGAUUGUGAAAUAAUUUAGAUUACUUAUUUUUGAAUAUUUACUACUAGCUGUUUAUUUACUUGGGGUCACGACUUAUAUUAAUGCAGUGUACAGUAAAAUGAACUAGAUAAUAAGACCACAUUUUUUUUUACUCAAUAACUACAUCUUUAUGUUUUAAUAUAACUGGAUAAAAUAUUUUAUAGAUUUAUUAAUAACAUUUUGUACAGAUGUCCUUGAUAUACAGUAUAACAUCUGACCAUCACACCAAUCUGUGCUUGUUCCCUGUUAUAAUCAUCUUCUGGGAAACCACUAGAUUUUGUAGAAUGGCAGUGGGGAUUUGUGUUCAUUCAGCUACAAGAGCAUUAGUUAGAUCACAGGUCAGGUGAGGAGGUUUAUUAUUAGUUUAUCAUUAUAGUUUAUGAUUAAUCUAAAUGAUCUGGCAUUAAAACAAUCAACUUUUUAUAGUAUGUAUGUGGACUUUUUUAGUGUGUGCUGGAAACAAAACACACCCAGUCCUCCUCAAUAAAAUCACCGUCAUACAUUUCUGUUAAUAGUCAAUGAUCUAUAGAUUUUUACAAAUAAUAAAAAACACUGAAAUGUGUUGGAAAGUGGUGACUCAGUGCUUCAGUCUUUGCAUUGAUCAGAUUCAGUUUAAAUUGCAACACAUUGAGAAAAACCCUCAACUGCUCUUUUGUAUCUUGUACCAGCUAUAAAUUGUCAGCAAAUGUAAAAUGCAAAUAUUUUAUUUUAUAAAUUGUUUAAUCAUUUUUGCUUGUAAUAUAUAAAAACAUUUCCAAAACCAGCAUCAGUAGUUUAUAAAGCAGAGACCAGGCCUUUUCAAAAGGCUUUGAUAUUACAUUUUUAAAACUGUAUAAAGAAUUCUUUGGCUUUUCUUUCUUUUUACGAAAAUACCUUUUCUGAAAUUUCUGAAUAUUUUUGAAUAAAUAAUAUGCAAGUUACACUGUUUUCAG
Molecule: messenger RNA, 3703 nt
Organism: Hemibagrus wyckioides
Lineage: Eukaryota; Metazoa; Chordata; Actinopteri; Siluriformes; Bagridae
Product: Fc receptor-like protein 5
Exons: 13
Coding region: 196-2766 (856 amino acids)
Biological process (GO): cell surface receptor signaling pathway
Molecular function (GO): transmembrane signaling receptor activity
Source: RefSeq, a predicted model, not a curated record